AUGACGCAGUAUCAUUUCAUGCGUAAGUACAAUCAUAUUUAUGACAAACUUUAUUCUAUACAGAUAACUAGAAGAAUGCAAUUUCCUAAAAACUUAUUGUCAAGGCAGGCAUGGAUUAAGUUUGUCGAUAUUCCGAAUUGGGAACCAAAUGAUAACACUAGACUGUGUUCUAAACAUUUUGCUGAAAAUUGUUUCGAUCGAUCUGGAAAAAUCGUUCGCUUGGUCGAUGCUGCUAUUCCGACUAUACGAAUUGAGCGAUUAAAAUAUGUUCGCAAUAUGCCAGUGGAAGUUCAAAUUCCAGUACCCCAAACAGAUUUUUCGAAAUAUACAUCUAUGGUUGCACAUAGUUCCGAUUACAUGCCAAGUUUGAACGAAAAUAAUCAAGCUUGCACAUCGUUUGCCGGCAAAGAUAUCACUGAAGAAAAUUCUAUCAUAAUUGAUGAUAUCAAUUCUCCAGGACCAUCGGAUUCAUAA
Messenger RNA from Diprion similis, 474 nucleotides. RefSeq lists its product as uncharacterized. The record is from RefSeq and is a predicted model, not a curated record. The transcript is spliced from 4 exons. Lineage: Eukaryota; Metazoa; Arthropoda; Insecta; Hymenoptera; Diprionidae. Bases 1 to 474 code for a protein of 157 amino acids.